Molecule: messenger RNA, 518 nt
Organism: Galeopterus variegatus (Sunda flying lemur)
Lineage: Eukaryota; Metazoa; Chordata; Mammalia; Dermoptera; Cynocephalidae
Gene: MRPL41
Product: mitochondrial ribosomal protein L41
Exons: 1
Coding region: 1-405 (134 amino acids)
Biological process (GO): translation
Cellular component (GO): mitochondrial large ribosomal subunit
Molecular function (GO): structural constituent of ribosome
Source: RefSeq, a predicted model, not a curated record
AUGGGUCUGCUGGCGGCGGCGCGGGGCCUGGUCCGGGGCGCGGACCGCAUGAGCAGGUGGACGAGCAAGCGCGGCCCGCGCACCUUCUGCAAGGGCCGCGGAGCCAAGCGCACCGGCGUCCUCGCCGCGGACUGCAAGUUCGUGCAGGUCAAGGAGAUGGUGCCGGAGUUCGUGGUCCCGGAUCUGAGCGGCUUCAAGCUCCGGCCCUACGUGAGCUACCGCGCGCCCGCGGGCACGGACGCGCCCCUCACGGCCAGGGGGCUCUUCCUGGACGCGGUUGCACCUGCUGUCGAAAAGGACUUCAGAGAUGGCGCCUUCGAUCCCGACGACCUGGAGAAGUAUGGCUUUGAGCCCACGCAGGACGGCAAGCUCUUCCAGCUGUACCCCAAGAACUUCCCGCGCUAGAGCCAGCGAGCAGCGGCGCACGACGCAGGGGGUCCCCUCUCGCAGGCCCCGUGUCCCCAGGGCGUGACAGCUGUCGCCCUCGUUCAUUUCUAUUAAAGGCCUUUGCUACCCUG